Messenger RNA from Cordyceps fumosorosea ARSEF 2679, 2169 nucleotides. RefSeq names its product Zinc finger, RING/FYVE/PHD-type. The record is from RefSeq and is a predicted model, not a curated record. Lineage: Eukaryota; Fungi; Ascomycota; Sordariomycetes; Hypocreales; Cordycipitaceae. Bases 1 to 2169 code for a protein of 722 amino acids. The transcript has 2 exons.
AUGUCCAUACGUGCUCGCCCAAUUUUGCCCAACUUCUUUUGGCCUGGCGAUUAUUCACAAGCUGGCCCAGCCAAUUGGUCGAGAAACAACUCGUACCCAGCUCAGUGGCACGCCGAAGCCACCGAGAAACCCGCUGUCCAAGAAGAGACUGGUAUCCCCGAAGAAGCAUGGGUUCGCCACCUCCGAGGCGUCUUCGUCAACUUCGGUCCCGGAGCUACCGUUGCAUACGUUGCCAUGCCCUGGGAUUCCUCAGCUGUCCGACUCUCCCGCUUGCCAAAAGGUUCCCUUGGAUCUAAUAUUGCAGGAAUAUUUCACCAGCUCGGUUUUCAAGUUCUGGAGGCGAAUAUCAACCCCUUGCCCAGCGGCAGCCAAGGCGACGUGGCAGAUAUUACCAUGGAUGACCCGGCUUUUGCUCAGCAGGUUGUUGAUAUCAUGGCAGAAGACGAGACGUGCGAAUUGAACGCAGAGCGCGUGGUCCCGUACCAUAAUAGGGCGGCACGGUUUGAUGCUAUCACCAGAAACAAGGUUAGUUGCUCGUGGCACAAGCCAAUUCGCAGCAUCACGAUCAACUAUGCCUCUGAAGAUACGGCAUGGAAAGUCUACAAUGGCUUUGCGCGCGGAGACUAUCGGAUUUUUCAAAGCCGGGUCCGACCAACCCGCCCCAAACCCUUCUCGCAGCCCAGUGAUGGGCUGGCCGAUUCCAUGUGGGAACUGAAAAUUGACAAUGUGCCUGCAUCCGCCAGCCGAAGGGACAUUUCAGAAGAAAUCGACGUGAGGUGCCGACCUGCAAAUGAACACGAUAUCAAUUUGAGCUCGCUGUCUUACAACAGUCCUUUGGAAGCGUCAGUGGACCAGAUUGUCAAGAAGCUGUCACUGAUCGGGCCGCUGGAUCCUACUGUCACCACCGCAAGCGAUACCUUUAGUCGCCGAUCCAAGCUGACUGUUCGGUUUGUGGACGUGGAUCAUGCCACAGAAGCCGUCAAGAAGCUCGAUAAUACACCUCUCCCCUUUUUCCCUCAGGGCAAGCUUACUGUGCAACAGGUCUCAACCAUUCGCACCCAGAUCUCGGAGCGGGUCUACGAGGCAGCAUCGCAGGACAUAGAAGCCCUCUAUGGUUCUUGGAAAAAGGAUUUUGUUUAUACUACCAUCUCGCCCCCGCGCAAGGGCAGCAACUUUUGCAGAGUCAAGUUUGAAGGCCAGCUCCACGACAAGGUAGUGAGCGCCCACGCGGAAUUUGCAAGCAUCGUCGCGGGCGAGUUGCUCACCGAGGACGGCGGGGCUCUGUGGGCAGCGUCCAUCGCCACCAAUGCCUGGGCGUAUAACGAACUGCGCAGCCUGGAGAAGAAACAUGGGAUCCUGAUCCUGAUCGACAAACAGCAGCGCACUCUGCGCAUGCUCGGUCCCCGUGAAAUGUUCGGUACCGCACGGGCUGAUAUUGCCAAGGUGUGCAGUCAGGAUCCGCGCCUCGAAUUUUCCAUCGGUAUGGAUCCAGCAGAUGCUGAUGCGGUCCCUUGGCUCCUAGGAGGUGGCUACCAGCACAUUCGCAAUGUAGUCGGCGAGGACAAGGUUGCACUAGAUGUUGCUUCGCAGCCGCGGCGCCUGAUCGUCAGCGGCAGCGAUGUAGACCUCCAGGUCGCGCAGAUGCUUUGGAGCACCCGCUCCAAGCAGCAGCAGCAACAGCAACAUCCAGGGGUGGGCGUCGACCCGGAAAUUUGCACGCUCUGCGGGCACAUGGCCGAGGACUCCGUCUACACGCGAUGCCGGCAUCUCUACUGUGUCACCUGCUUUGAAGCCAUGUGCCUCUCGUGCGCAGGCACGCCCGCGCGUACACCAGCUGUCCGCUGCUACGGUAAUGGCGGCAAGUGCAAGGAGCUACUAACCCUUGCCGCCAUUCAGGAAAAUGUAUCGUCGUCGGCGUUGGAGCGCAUCUUUGAGCGCAUGUUUACGACGUAUCUCAGCUCCAACUCAGAUUGCUACCGCCACUGUCCCGGGAGCACCUGCGAGCAAGUUUACCGCGUUAAGCCGCUGGCCGAAGGGGCCAAGCCCGCGACCGAGUUUGAGUUCAACUGCCCCAAGUGCUUGGUAGCCAUCUGCUCUCGCUGCCACGUGUCACACGAUACAUUACACUGCCCCUUUGUAGAAACAGAAGAGGGUGAAGAUUCAUGGUAG